AUGGCUUCUGUGAGUGGUUCUGCAGAAAAGGGAUCUGGGAACAGAAACCUGAAUGCAAGUCAGGGUGCUCCUCAGGUGGUUGUGGUUAACCACAUCCUGAGAAAAACCAAAGAAGAUACUUGGAAAUCAGAAGAACUUAGGAAACAUCUUAGGGCAUCACAACCGGAGAAUCAAAAUGAAGACCAAAAGCUGAGAGAAAAUAAACUGCAGAAAGAGAAGUCUGUUCAUGACACAGACACACAUAAACAUGAACACAAAGACAGAGGGAAGAGUAAGGAGAGAACAAGAGAGAGAGAGAGAUUUAAAUCUGGUGAAAGAGACAGGGAUAAAAUGAGAGAGAGAGAAAGGGGAAAAGAGCACCAGAGAGAAGGAGGCCGAGAGAGAUACAAAGAUAAGCUUCAAGAGUCAAGUUUGGAAAAGGAAAGAUACAGUGUACCAAAGGAUAAAGACAGGGAGAGCAAUAGAGAACGAGACAAAAAGCAUAAAAGACAUGAGAUAAAGCAAACAGAUACGCAAAAUAAUCUGAAAUCAUUUGAAGGAAGGGAGAAAGAACAUCACAGAAGGAGAGAAAGCAGGCAUCAUUUGGAGGAGGAGAAAACAAGAAGUGGAGAGCGAGAAAGAAGACAUACAGAAAAGAAGAAUAGUGAUAGCAAGAAGAGCAUUGACAAGAUUUUAGCCUACACAGUUGAAGAAAGUGACCGUGCACACAAGUUACUUAAACAACAAGAGUUGGAUAAAGAGAGAGAAAGAAGACACAGAGAAAAAAAAGAACAUUCUGUUAGGCUGGGAAAAGAGAGGCUUUCAAAAGAGAGAAGUCAUAAAGGUUAUGAAAAGGAAAAGGAAGAAAAUCAUAAAUCAAAGAGAUCUAAAGAGGGUUCUUCCCAUGGAGACAGAGAAGGGCAACUAGCAGAAGCUAUUGAGAGGGCAAAAAGUAGAGAAGACGAAAGAAAGAAGCGUGAUCUAAGGAACAGUGAAUACAAAAACGAGGAGAGGAUUCAAGAGGAAGUGAACCAUCAGCGUGUAAGGACUGUAAAAGAUAAAGAAGAUCUAAUUGAAAAAGAGGAAGGUGACACAAGACGAAAGGUAAAACUGUUUGGGUUUGGGCCUUAUAAUAUGGCGUUUUUCUUGGGAUUAAUAGCAAUUACAGAAAUGAAAGAAUCACACAUAUAUAAUUCAAACACAGGAUUUGAUAACUUUUCAGAAAAUUAUGAAGAUGAUUUUGAAGAUUAUGAAGAUGAUUUUGAUGAUGAUGAAGACAAAAGUGGUGAGGAAAGAGAUGCAGAAGAAAACCUAAGAGAGAUUCCAUCUCUCAGAACAUCAGAAAUUGAAGAAAUUCAAAGAGCGAUUAGUGCAGAAAAUGAUAGAAUUUGUACUUCACUGCCAAAGAAAAUUGAAAACGAGAAAAAGGAACCAAUCAUGGAAAGGCAACACCAUUCUGUCAGAAACUCUUUUCGUGGAAUAUUCAUGGAUUUUCAAAUGGCAAACCAACGACAAAGUAGCCGAAGUAUGGCUAGUAAGCAGAAAAAACGGAGUUCAGAACUUCUCCCACUAAUUGAUCUGGACUUCUCAGUUAGUUUUUCUUUAUUGGAUUUGCCUCCUGUAAAUGAGUACGACAUGUAUAUCAGGAAUUUUGGUAAAAUGAACACUAAGCAGGCAUAUGUUCAGUGUAAUGAAGACAAUCUUGAGAGAGACAUUCAGACUGAGGAAGUUGAGACAUUGGAGAAAUGGACACAGCAUCCAGCAGAAAGUGCCCUUGUAUCUGGAGGUCCCGUAAACAGCCAGGAUGUGUCAGUGAAUGGAGCUCUAGCACCUAAAAUUGAUUCGCAAAGACUGGCAAAUUUCCUCCGGUCUGCUUGCCAGGUGAUUGCUGUUUUGCUAGAGGAGGAUCAAGUUGCAACACAACCCAAAUGGAAACUAAGAUCUCAACAAACCGGUCUGUCUAUUAGUGAUAGCUGUUUCCAGUUAAAUACUAACCAGCCAUUCCUCCAUGACCGGAAAAUAUCCUGCCUGUGUGUGUCUCAAGUUCAGAGGCAGACGCUACUUUCUGUUCAUGGAUUACCUGAAAAGGAAGGUGUUGGUUUACUGAACAGAAAGAGCAUCAUAUGUGUUUGGAACAUCUGGCAGCCCUCCAGCCCUCAGAAAGUUUUAAUAUGUGACUCAGAGGUGAUAUGUUGCUGCUUUAGUCCCAAUAAAACAACCUUAGUUUUUGCUGGAACAACAGAUGGUUCACUGUUGGUAUGGGAUCUUCGAGAGGACUCAAGAAUGCACCCUCAGAUGGUGAUCAGUGACACUGACUGGACAUUCAGAGUUCCGACGUUUUCCACUGAUGGCAUUCUAAACUCAGUAAACCACACCUCUCCUAUACUAGCGGUGGAACCUGUCUCAACCUCUCUCUACGCUGAUCAAAACUAUGGGCUUUCAAGUCUCUCUUAUCAGGAGGAAAUGUCAGGCCCUCCAUUUCAGAUAGCUUCAAUGGAUGAGAAUGGAAUCCUCAAUAUGUGGGUAGUUGCUGAACUACAAAAAGUGGAUUUAGCUGGUUCACAAACUGAUUUAGGUUUAAUUCCUGGAGGAAAGGUGAAGUUAGUACAUAGCUCUACUAUGGAAUUGAGUAACAGCCUUUUCCCAAAGGAUGUACAACAGAGAAUGCCCCAGACACUGAGUAUUAAAUUUCUGUCUUCUAAUCCCAAUCAUUUCAUUGUUGGAACGAACAUUGGGCUGGUAGGUCACGGUACAAGACAUGAUUUAAAAGUUCUUCCAAAGCUAUUCAGACCCCGGGGGGACGGACUAAGAUCAAUAAGCAUCAAUGCAAUUGAUUUCUUCCCUUUUGGAAAGCCACUGUUUUUGGUUGGCUGUUCAGAUGGAAGUAUUCGAUUACACCAAAUGACAUCAGAGCAUCCCCUCAUACAGUGGAAUGACAGCACAAAUGGUCAGCCAAUUAUUGCCUUGCAGUGGGCUUUAACAAGACCCUCCGUGUUUUUUGUCCUGGAUGCAUCUUCUAAUAUUUACAUUUGGGAUCUUCUGGAAAAUGAUUUGCUGCCUGUCGCAAAACAGACAGUUCCAUCAGAGGAUGUUGUAACUAUGGCUCUACUGGGAGAACCGGAAAAAACAAACGGACUGUUAGGCAUUGUGCUGGGCAAAAGUUCUGGACAGGUGGACAUUCAGUACGUAAAGAAGAAGUGGGCAUUACCUCAGCCUGAGGAAUCGGAAAAACUACGUUUGCUUUUAUUGCAGUCUUUUUAGAAACAGUACAUUUGUCUGAGUGUACAAAUUAUUGCAAAAUAUUUAGAUUAUUUUUUACUGUAAUUGAAAGAUUUGUACUGUAAUUUUGUGUAUAACUUGUAUAUAUGUUAAAGAUUACCAGUAGAGUAUUUCAGCUGAGACCAUAUAUUUUAUUGCAAAAAUGGCAGAACCAAAUUUAGCGUUAUUGUGCUCCAAAAGAAGAUGAACUGUAUUUCAUUACUGCGAGUACUACAGAUGUAUAUAUUUUCAAAAAAUACUGAAAAUACGUUCCUAUAAACUAC
Messenger RNA from Mesitornis unicolor (brown roatelo), 3521 nucleotides. It is a transcript of the gene DYNC2I1, whose product is annotated as WD repeat domain 60. The transcript has 24 exons. Gene Ontology annotation, molecular function: dynein light chain binding; dynein heavy chain binding. Bases 1 to 3240 code for a protein of 1079 amino acids. The record is from RefSeq and is a predicted model, not a curated record. Gene Ontology annotation, cellular component: cytoplasmic dynein complex. Gene Ontology annotation, biological process: intraciliary transport. NCBI's taxonomy places the organism in Eukaryota, Metazoa, Chordata, Aves, Mesitornithiformes, Mesitornithidae.